AUGAGUGGACCACAGAAUCUUUCGUUUGUCCUUGCGAAACCGUUGGACGUUAAAUUCGAGGACCGACCAAUCCCGGAACUCAAGGACCCUCGAGAGGUACUUGUCAGAGUUCGCGUAACUGGUAUUUGUGGUAGCGAUGUUCACUAUUGGCAACAUGGUCGAAUCGGAGAUUUCAUCCUCAAAGCUCCCAUGGUUCUGGGUCACGAGUCUGCUGGAGAGAUUGUCAAAGUGGGGUCCGCAGUGACAGACCUUCAGCCUGGCGACAGAGUGUGCAUGGAACCCGGUGUCCCAUGCAGACACUGCCCCGAGUGCAAGUUUGGCAAAUACAACCUGUGCCACGAUAUGCGCUUCGCUGCCACUCCUCCAUAUGAUGGUACCUUGGCAAAAUACUAUGUCCUUCCUCAGGAUUUCUGCUAUAAGCUACCAGAAAAUGUCAGCUUGGAAGAGGGUGCUUUGAUGGAGCCAUUGAGCGUUGGUGUUCAUGUCGUCAAGCAAGCCCAAGUCAAGCCAGGAGACAGCGUUGUCGUCUUCGGUGCUGGCCCGGUCGGUUUACUCUGCUGUUCAGUUGCAAAGGCGUUCGGAGCAACCAAAGUUGUUGCUGUCGAUAUUGUCCCAAGCCGUCUUGAGUUCGCAAAGAAGUAUGCUGCCACUGGUACAUUUCAGCCAACGAAAGAAGGGACACCGGCAUCAAACGCUGCCCAGAUUAUCAAGGAGAACGGGUUAGGCGUCGGAGCUGAUGUCGUCAUCGAUGCCUCUGGUGCAGAACCUUCGAUCCAGACUUCUAUCCAUGUAGCCCGGAAUGGAGGUACUUUCGUCCAGGCUGGCAUGGGCCGCCCCGAUAUCACAUUCCCGAUAACCGCCCUCUGUGUUAAAGAGUUGACGGUCAAGGGUAGUUUUAGAUACGGUGCUGGGGACUAUAAGCUGGCGGUUGAGCUCUUGGCGCAUGGAAGGUUGAGUGUUAAAGAGCUGAUCACCAAGGAAGUCAAAUUUGAGGAUGCUGAAAAGGCUUUCGAGGAGGUUAAGAAUGGCAAAGGCAUCAAGAUCUUGAUCCGUGGGCCGGAGGACUAA
Messenger RNA from Orbilia oligospora ATCC 24927, 1068 nucleotides. RefSeq lists its product as uncharacterized. The record is from RefSeq and is a predicted model, not a curated record. Gene Ontology annotation, molecular function: L-iditol 2-dehydrogenase (NAD+) activity; zinc ion binding. Lineage: Eukaryota; Fungi; Ascomycota; Orbiliomycetes; Orbiliales; Orbiliaceae. Gene Ontology annotation, biological process: D-sorbitol catabolic process. The transcript has 3 exons. The coding region runs from base 1 to 1068 and encodes 355 amino acids.